Molecule: messenger RNA, 2877 nt
Organism: Camellia sinensis
Lineage: Eukaryota; Viridiplantae; Streptophyta; Magnoliopsida; Ericales; Theaceae
Gene: MEE12
Product: maternal effect embryo arrest 12
Biological process (GO): RNA polymerase I preinitiation complex assembly; nucleolar large rRNA transcription by RNA polymerase I
Cellular component (GO): RNA polymerase I core factor complex
Molecular function (GO): RNA polymerase I core promoter sequence-specific DNA binding
Source: RefSeq, a predicted model, not a curated record
AUUUAUUUCACCCCCUACACUUUUUUCAUAGUGAAAAAAUGAACAGACUUGUAUAUGAAUGAAUCUUACCUAAUUGGUUGGUUGAAUAUCACUGAUUAGCCGCCAAAUUGUGAAGCUUCAAAAUCGAGCUCAACUCGAAGAACAAUCAAAACCCACUAAUUCAAACUCAAUCCAAGCCUUCAAUGGACGAUCGAGUGAACCUAACGUGCCACGCCUGUGGCAACCUCGGCUUCGCCGACGGAUCAGACGGCUUCUUCUACUGCCUCCGCUGCGGCUCCCAAGCCGAAGACAUUGUCGACACCGCCGUGGCCGACGAAGACUUUGUCGAUCCCGGCGCCGGCGCCGGGGCCUCCGGCGGUAUCUACUUGGCCAGCCACCGCCGCCAAACCCCCGUCGCAGUGAAAGCCGAACCGAUCUCUCAGUCCCAACCCCAAUCCCAAUUCUGGGAAUCUCUCAAUGCCCUAGAAAACGAUGCGAAGAAAGAGGAGGGUCGGGUCGGAUAUGGGGUGGGUCCGACCAGCCCGAGCGAUUUUGGGUCGGGUUCGAGGUCUGUGAGUUACGAUGAUUACUAUUCGGAGAUUAGGUUGAGGUAUGUGAUGGGUUUUCAGAUUAUGAUUCAGAUGCAGUGCAAGGCUUUGGUUGAGAAUUUUCGGGUCAACCCGGUUAUAUAUGGGUUGGCUGGGACGAUUUGGUUGCGAUUCGUGGCGUUUACUAGAGUGUUUGAUGAUAAUUGGGCUGAUGAGGCUAUUCAUGAAUCAGAAUCGCAGAAAGAAGGGCAGCCAGAUGAUUUUAAGCCUCGUGCUAAAUACAGUGCAGAGCCUCACAAUAUUCAUGGCCAGCGAGCAGUAAUGAUUUGGUAUAAAUUGCUAAGCAAGGCGAUACCCUUAUCUCAUUCUUUGGCAAUAUCUUUUUUGGUGUGUCAUCUCGCGAGGGAGGCCGUACUGCCAACAGAUAUUUUGAAAUGGGCACUUGAAGGGAAGCUUCCUUAUUUUGCUGCUUUUGUCGAAAUUGAGAAACAAAUUGGGCCUCCAUCAAAUGCAUGUCCAUUUAGUUCAAGUCUUAUGUUCAAACCUUCGGAAACUGUUCCAUCAUACAAGUUGGAAUCACUGUCAGCAUCUAUUGCUCAAACAAUAGGCUUGGAAUUACCUCCAGUCAAUUUCUAUGCUAUAGCUUCACUCUAUCUAACGCAGUUAUCACUUCCUGUGGGGAAAAUUCUACCAUCUGUUUGCCAGAUAUACGAGUGGUCUUUGCCUCCUGAGUUGUGGCUAUCAGCAAAUGAGUUGAGACUUCCUACUCGUGUUUGUGUAAUGUCAAUGGUGAUUGUAGCAAUAAGGAUGCUAUAUAACAUAAAUGGUUUCGGGUUUUGGGAAAUGAGUUUGUCUAGUUCCACCGGAACUUCUAAUGGGAAUAGUCAGGGGGAACACACAUGUGACGCUGAUGUAAGAGUUGAUGCUAACCAGGGUUCACCGUCCCCUGGUUUGGAUGGUACGGGUACAGACCCUUUCAAAAACUCCUCACAUGAGAAAUCUGAGUUGGAUGCUGUGGAGCUUUUGCGUAACCUUGAAGUUCAGAAAGUGGUUGUCGAAGAGAAAUAUGAGUAUUCAAAGGAUUUGCCAACCUAUCUACAAUAUUGUAAGGAUGUGGUUUUUGCCGGAUUAGGACCAUCAUUUGAGGAUAUUGAGGAAGAGAAGUUAAUUGAGGAGUUAUGGGACUUUUAUGAGGCUAAAAAGCAUUCUGGACCAUCGAAUCACCCUGAAGUGGGAUCUAAUGGUGGUUUGCACCAGAAGAGAUCUAGAGAUGAUGUGAUGAGCUCGGUAGAGGAAAGCAAAAGGAAAAGAGAGAACAGGUCUACCGGCAGUCCAUCCACUGAUGUUGAAACCUCUCAUGCUGAUGAUUGUACACAACAGAGCAUGAGUAUUGAUGAUUGCUCUCCAAGUGAGAGUGAUUCAUUACCCGGUGCUCAAACUUCCUUAGAGACUCGCAAAGAUAGAGCCAUUAGACAAAUGAAGUCAAACAUGGAGGAGAAUAGGUUCUGUUACAUUCCACCAAGGGUCAAUGUUAAGAGAUUAGAUUACCUCUACUAUGUGAGGAAGAAGGAUGAAGGUGCCUACACUUAUGCUGCCCAUGCUGAUUACUACAUUUUGCUUCGUUCUUGUGCACGUGUAGCCCAAGUUGACAUUAGGGUUAUGCAUGCUGGUGUGUUGAGCUUUGAGCGGAGAUUGGGUUGGUUUGAAAAGAGAAUCGAUCACUGCUUGAGUUUGAAACCUCAAAAUGACGAUGCUUGUGAAUUUUGCCGUGAAGAGAUGAAAAAAACUGCUACAAAUGAUUCAAUUGACGUUUCAAGGUUGAAUUUGUGAGUCCGAGUGAUUUAAUCUUUUCCCUUGGGUCGAAAUGUUUUUCUUGUUGCAGCAGCAGCAGCUGCAACAGCAACAGCGACAAUCCAGGAUCCCACUCCCCAAGAAGCAAAAAGGAGUUAUAGUGCUUGUUUGGACAGAUCCAUUCACCCCACUACUCAAGACAAUAGAGGAUGAAGAAGAAAAUGAGGUUUUUAUUCAUGGAGGCAUCUGCUCCGCCUGGUCACGCCUUCCCCUCACCUUGAAAGCUCUUGCAAUUGGGUUGUUGCGAUUUUAGGUGAAAAAAAAAUCCAUCCUGGACUAUGUGCAGAUGUGUUGUGAUAUUAUAGAAGUAUGUGUGUGUGUGUGUUUUUGGUAUUCAAGUAUCAAUGUAUCAUCAUAUAUAAUUGUCUGAAUUACUUCCAAUCCCAUCUUAAGCAUUUGAAAAUUGAUGUUGGUUUCUAUAUUGAUGCUUGCAUCAGCUGCUUCUGUAACCCUUUAUCAGGUGAGGCUAAUAUGAAGUUUUGACUCUGAUUUUUGCAGA